GGUAACCCAGGGACAGUGGUGAUGGAGCUCCCGGCGAGAGUCCAUUUGUACCGUUUAUGUGACAGCUUCUCCUGCUGGGGCCUUCACUCAUUGGUAGUUAGAAUUAGGCAAACCGCUGAGAUCCUGUGAACUUUGAUCUGCUGAAUUGCAGAAGAGCAAGAAGCAAGACAGCCCCGUCCCUGCUUCAUCAGAGCUUCUGCUAAAAGAAGGGCUCUAAGGGAGAGGGGACUUCAUACAGCUGCCUGUGCCCAUCAUUCAGCAGCUCUACCACUGGGACUGUGGCCUCGCCUGCUCCAGGAUGGUGCUGCGGUACCUAGGCCAGCUGGACGAUGGAGAGUUUGAGAACGCCUUGCAGGAGCUGCGGCUGACCAGGAGCAUCUGGACCAUUGAUCUGGCCUACCUGAUGCGCCAUUUUGGUGUGAGGCACCGCUUUUGUACUCAGACGUUGGGCGUUGACAAGGGCUACAAGAACCAGUCCUUCUAUAGGAAGCACUUUGACACAGAGGAGACCCGGGUGAACCAGCUGUUUGCACAAGCCAAGGCCUGCAAGGUGCUAGUGGAGAAAUGCACGGUGAGCAUACAGGACAUCCAGGUGCACCUGGCUCAGGGCCAUGUCGCCAUCGUGCUGGUGAACUCAGGGGUGCUGCACUGUGACCUGUGCUCCAGCCCCGUCAAGUACUGCUGCUUCGCCCCCAGUGGACACCGCUGCUUCUGUCGCACCCCCGACUACCAGGGCCAUUUCAUUGUGCUGCGUGGCUACAACAGGGCCACUGGCUGCAUCUUCUACAACAACCCAGCCUAUGCGGACCCAGGAAUGUGCAGCACCAGUAUCAGUAACUUUGAGGAAGCCAGAACCAGCUAUGGCACGGAUGAGGACAUCCUCUUUGUCUAUCUGGAGAGCUGACAUCAGGACCUAUUGUGCCCAGGUCCUUGGACCACACACUCUACCCCCACCAGGCCCAUUCAGGACACCCAGGCCUGGGGCUGCUGGGACUUGGAGCCUUAGCCUGUCUGACAAAGUCCCAUGGAAUUCUGGGAAACUGGCACACCUGCUUUGUCCACCAGUGCUAUGUUGUCAUGCUGCUUACCCCAAGCACCUGUUGGUUGCUGGAGGUAUCUUCAGACCAUUAGAGGGAAGCCUCCCCCAGGACAUCAAACCUGACUCCAGUCAGGCCCAGAGGAAAUGCAGGCCUAGGGGUACCCUUGUUGCUUCCUAGAGAGACCCACAGCAAGGGGAGAGGCCUGAGAUAGUCAGUCCCACAGACCUCAGGACUUGGCAGGACAGCAUAUGCGUGUUCAGGAGUACAGACGAACCUAACCCCCUGGAGCUGUACCAUUCUAGGCCUCGGCCUCCUGGAAGUGCUGCAGAGCUCCCUGUCCCCAUGGUGGUUGCCAUCGCCGCUGCCUCCUUCCUCCCAGUGGGUGCAGGUUUCUGUGACUGGUUGCAAGGCCUCUGGCCCCUAUUGUGCAGCAUAGAUGCACCUCAUAGCUAUGCUUUUCUGCAGUGACCUGGCCCCUGGGGAUGCUGGGGCUCCUCACUCAGCCUUCUGGGUACUCCACUUCUAUAGGAUGGGGUGUCUUUGGUAGUGGCGGGGCCCACCAUUCACUGCUGGACCCAGUGGCCAGCAUCAGGGAGCGUGCUUCAGGAACAGCUCUACAGCCACCUCACCCCUCAUACACGAGGCCUCCUGACACCAGCCUAAAUUCCGACAGUGGAGGCCUCCUGAGUGUGGGAAGCCCCCAGGUCUCUUGAGGCUGGGUGCUAGGGCCUGCACUCUUGAAGCAAUGGGAAAGGAGCAGCCUGCAGCCACCCCACCUCCUACCCCCACUCUUGGUUUUCACACCAGGACCUUUAGCACACAACACUGGGUCUCUUGUCUCGAUGGACAGCAGCAGUGCCUGCCCAGGAUCACACAGCACAGCCAAGUACCACCGACUGGAGCUGGUUUCUUCCCAUUUUUAUUUUCUGGGAGAGGGGUGGUGGUGGUAGAGCAACAGUAUUUGUUUUUGUGGUACUGGAGAUUGAGCCCAGGGCCUUCACACUGAGCAACAUCCCCAGUGCUUUUUUAAAUUUUGAAACAGGGUCUUGAUAAAUUGCCCAGGUGGAACUCAGACUAGCAAUCCUCCUGGCUCAGCUUCCGAAGUACUGGGAUUACAGGCACCACUGCACCCAGCUUGUUUUACUGAGGUGUAAGUUUUCACUUUUGGAAUAAUAGUAAGAUUGCAGGUACUUUGAAACUACUAACACCUCUUUUCACACAGCAGGUAAGCCAGCCUAAGUUCUCUUUCAGAGAGAAGGGGCUUGGCCAGUGGUCUGAAUCCCAUGUCCUUCGCUUUACAGAGGAGGCAGCCAGCCCAGUCUGGGGACAGUCUCCCUGGGACAGUGAGUCUUAAACCCAGGUCUGCAUGUAAGAAAUAAGGGAAGUGGGUUAUUCCCACAGGCCUGGGGAUACCCACCCCUCUUGGGCUGCCUUUGGCAAAGAGGUGUACCCUGACGCCCCUCAUCCCUUCAGUCCUGGGGCUCGGUCUUUCAGUGCCCCAGGUGUGACGAGGUGCCAUUUGCUUCCCCUCCUGCCAGCUGCCCCCCUCCCCACCAUGGUAGCUCAGAGGGACAGAGGUGGGUUUUGCUUACAAGGGCUGUCACUACCCAGCCACACUGUUCCUUAUCACCAAAUGCAGCCUUGAGCCAAGGUGCUGUUAGCUAGGCAGCCUCCUUGGGUUUUGCAAACCUGUGUUGGCUUUAGUCUGGUCUUACUUUCAUGGCCUCGAUGCUGGAUGGCCUGAAGUCCCAGGGAACUCUGGCUCCAAGCCCAAGAGUACCACAUUUGGCAGCUGUGGGGUGUGCACAUCCUCAGAAGAAAUCCAGGUAAAACUGUGAGAAUAGUUGUAGGAAGGAAAAGAAGGGGAGGAAGUGAUGCUUUCAAGAUGAUGGGGUGUGAAAAAGGCAUAGGACAAUGCUGGCAUGGCUGUUGGAAUGGCCUCCACAGAAAAUGGACACAGCACCUCAGCCAUCUAGGACAUCUAGGAGUGCUUAGUCCCUGGGCCCAGAGAUGGCUUCAUGGGCAAGUUACAAAUUAGAGCUUCUCUAAUUUAACAAGGAUGUAACAAGACACUGUCUGUCCCCAAGACCGUCUGCCUGACGUCACAGGCAGGAUGUAAGCCACAUGGUGUUAUGUUCUUGCGCAAGUCACGGAAGUGGGGUUAGAGAAAGAGCCUAGAUGUCAGGGACUUUGUAGCAUCCACAACUGCUCAGCCUGUCCUCACACUACAGCCCAGUGGAGCCUUGGCAGCCACAUGGGACACUGUUCGCUCUAACUACAGGAGGACAGAAGGGAUCUUUUCCAUUGCAGAUUUUAUACAUAAAUCUAUUUUGUUUGUAAUGAGCCGUUCUCAAUAAACAUUCUUCUCACUGCCCAGUGGUGGCAGCCCGUGCCUGA
Heterocephalus glaber (naked mole-rat) is the source of this 3437-nucleotide messenger RNA. RefSeq names its product guanylyl cyclase domain containing 1 (gene Gucd1). Lineage: Eukaryota; Metazoa; Chordata; Mammalia; Rodentia; Bathyergidae. The record is from RefSeq and is a predicted model, not a curated record.